CAAAAAUUUAGCCACAUUUGUGUUUAAAAUUUAGCUUAUUAGGAGAUCGAAAAAAAUGGUUACUCCAAUUCCAAAAAGUGUUCGAGAGAUAUGGAAGGAGUGGAACAUUAGAGGGAUCAUUCUUUUUAGCCUGGCGUUACAGGCAUUUCUAAUUAUGGUUGCUCCCUUCAGAAAACGCACCUCCAAUAAAUUCUUCAUUUUCCUACUUUGGAUGUCUUAUUUGCUUGCUGAUUGGGCGGCGAGCUUCACCGUUGGCCACAUUUCCAGCAAACAAAAUGACGAUUCCGGCAGGGACAAGGGUUGUUAUGCCAAUAACAAAGCAGACGACAUCAUACAAGCCUUUUGGGCUCCAUUUCUUCUUCUCCACCUUGGUGGUCCUGACACCAUAACUGCCUUUUCUCUUGAGGAUAAUGAGCUCUGGCUUCGACACUUGUUAGCUCUUGUAACUCAGGUUCUUGCGACUGCUUAUGUCUUCAUCCAAACUGUUCCGGGGAACAUUCUCUGGAAACCGACGAUUGUCAUGUUCAUCGGUGGAAUCAUCAAGUAUGUCGAGCGAACUCGCGCUCUCUACAAGGCGAGCUUAAGCACUUUCCGAGCAUCCUUGCUCGAAAAGACUCCAAACUACGCCGAAUACACGUCAAAAGCCUUUAGCAAAGACGUGGUACAAGGACACCUAAAAGAGAUCGAGAUCGUGAACUUGGCCCAUUACUACUUCCAGAUUUUCAAAGGUCUAAUUGUAGAUUCCAUCUUAAGCAUUGAAGAGCGCGACGAGAGCCGUAAGUUCUUCAUGAGUAGGACGGCAACAGACGCUUACAGAGUCAUGGGGGUUGAGCUCAACUUCAUUUAUGAAGUGCUCUACACAAAAGUCCAAGUGGUUCAUAACACUGUCGGCUAUGUAUUCCGCUUCUUGGCUUUCGCUUCUAUCUUUGCCACUCUUGUACUCUUUUACUUUGUGGACAAAGACGAUUUCAAGGCUUUUGAUGUUAGAACUACAUACACUUUGCUUCUUGGGGCAAUUUUUUUGGACGCUAUAGCUCUUUUUAAUCUCAUCUUUUCGGAUUGGAGUGUGGUUGGAAUGUACAAGUACUCAAAAAUAAGAAAGUCAUGUGUGUCGAGAAUGUUAGAGUGGUUACUCAAAUUGCAAGAACCAAAUUUGCAUAAUUCGGGUAGUAAUUUGUUUAACAGGAGAAUAAGAGCAACACUAUUUGGGCGGUGGUCAGAGGUGAUAUCCGGGUACAACUUCAUCACAUAUAGUCUAAGAGAACGUUUUGAUGAUAUAGAAAUUGAUCAAGAUCACGUGGAAUGUUGUUGGAAUGGGGUACUUAUUAACAAGAUAAAAUAUGCCUAUGGUAAAGUUACCAAGUGUUUUACAAAAAUAUCUAACAUAAUGAUUGAUAUUUUGGGUUUGACAGGUAUUGUGAACGAAUUAAAGUACACCAUUGGAUACAGAAUGAACGAGCACCUAUGGAAUUUCAUCUUUAAGGAGUUACAAGACAAAGCAAAGGACGCGGAAGAUGUGAAAAUGGCCAAAAGAAUUUGCGAAGCAAAAGGCUCUUAUGUUCUUCUGAAAGGUAUGAAAGACAACGAAGAGGAAAUAAAGGAGUUAGUGCCUUACAUCGACGAGGUCAGUUAUGAUAAAAGCCUUGUGUUAUGGCACAUUGCUACGGAACUAUGUUACCAGAAUGAUUUUAUAAGCAAUGAACUUGAUCCUAUGAAAGAUGAUAAGUAUAAUAAUCAACUAUAUCAUUUUAGUAAACUACUUUCAGAUUACAUGCUUUAUCUAUUGGUGCUGCAACCAACAAUGAUGUCGGCGGUAAUCGCCGGAGUAGGGCAAAUUAGGUUUUGGGACAUGAAAGAGGAGAUAAAGGAGUCCUUUGUACACACGAGUGAGGAGGCAAAGAGGUUCUUUUCUCGGAGAGGGAAUGGGAAAGGGAAAGAGAAAGAGGCGUGCAUGGACAUUCUAGCGGUUAACACUACAAUUAAACCUGCGACGGUAAAGGGGGACAGGAGUAAAUCUGUGUUGUUUGAUGCUUGUGUCCUUGCCAAAAAACUUGAUCAGUUUGGGGAUAAAAAGUGGGAGAUAUUGAGUAGUUUUUGGGUGGAGAUGUUGUCGUAUGCGGCUUCUCAUUGUCGUCCGGAUAGUCAUGCCCAGCUAGUGAGUAAAGGUGGGGAGCUUAUUACUUUCGUUUGGUUGCUCAUGGCUCAUCUUGGCUUGGGAGAUCAGUAUCAGAAGGAGGGUCUUGUCAGAGCAGACCUUGUCGUUCGAAAGGAGGGUCAUUGUUCUUGCUUUUUUUAAUUUAAUUUCACCAUUUAGUUGCUAGCUAGCUCUGUAACAUUUCUAUAGUUCUACUUAUAUGAGUUUGCAUUGCAUGCAUGUGAAUAUUAUUCAAGAUGAAAACUUUUAUCGAUAUUAUUUUUUUAGUUAAUUGAAACACAAACGAGAAAUGUUAAAAAGGCACCACAAAUAAAUCAUUAUAAUUAGUACCGUACAAUUUAAUUUUAUGUCUCACAUAUAUUCUUUAUAUACAUAUGUUAUGGUAUAGUUUUUCAAAAUGAAAACAUCUCCAUAUAAUGUUCGUUUUAUAGAAAGUUA
Messenger RNA from Cannabis sativa, 2593 nucleotides. RefSeq lists its product as uncharacterized. The record is from RefSeq and is a predicted model, not a curated record. The coding region runs from base 56 to 2296 and encodes 746 amino acids. The transcript is spliced from 2 exons. NCBI's taxonomy places the organism in Eukaryota, Viridiplantae, Streptophyta, Magnoliopsida, Rosales, Cannabaceae.